This is a messenger RNA of Chinchilla lanigera (long-tailed chinchilla), 2408 nucleotides long. It is a transcript of the gene Tcerg1l, whose product is annotated as transcription elongation regulator 1-like. Gene Ontology annotation, molecular function: transcription coregulator activity; RNA polymerase binding. The transcript has 12 exons. NCBI's taxonomy places the organism in Eukaryota, Metazoa, Chordata, Mammalia, Rodentia, Chinchillidae. The record is from RefSeq and is a predicted model, not a curated record. Gene Ontology annotation, cellular component: nucleus. The coding region runs from base 10 to 1656 and encodes 548 amino acids.
UGGGUUUGGAUGGUGCCUGGCUCCUCCGGGCUGCUCCGGCUGGGCGCCGGGGUCGCGCCCCCACCGGUUCUGCUCGCCGCGGCCCAGCCCCCCGCGGCCCCGCUGCUCCCGGGGUUGCCCGGCUGGCCAGCCCCGGGCGAGCCCUUGCUACCACUCCUGCCUCUGCCCUCUGCGCCAGACCACGCCGCCGUGCACCACUAUCCCCUGCUCCACGGACAGUGGCUGUUUGGUGGCCAUUCUCCGUCCAUAGGACUGUCCCCCUCCACUGCUGUGGAGUUGGUGCCCAUUUUCCCACAAGUCUGCGCUUCCACUCUGCCACCUCCUGUUGGGAAGAGUUGGAUAGAUAAAAGGAUGCCUAAUUGCAAGAUCUUUUUUAAUAAUUCCUUUGCUCUGGAUUCAAUGUGGAUACAUCCUGAGGAGUCAAGACUGUUUCAUGGACAUGAAAAGCCUCAUGUCCUGGCGAAUCAAGUAGCUCUGUCUCUGUCCAGACCAGUACCAGCAUCUAGACCUCUUCCCACCAUGGUGUUAGCACCUCCACCUCUACCAGGUGGUUGCCACAGCAGCCUUAAGCCGAUCAGCAACAGUCCCACCAUUGCCAUCGCUGCUGCUGCAGCCGCUGCCGCUGCUGCCAUGGUCUCUGUGGACCCCGAGGGACUCCGGAGCCCAGCCCCCUCCAGUGUGCAGCCAUGCCAUUUCCUGACAUUGGCACCCAUCAAAAUACCCUUGCGGACGACCCCCUUCUCAGAUAAAAGCAAAGAGCACAGCCGAGCACCCUGCUCUCCUGCCCUGAUGCUACGCGCGGCAGAGAGGAAGAGCCGGGCCGGAGACAAAGAAGAUAAGGAGCUUCCAUCUAUGCUAGUGAGGAGGGAGGACAGCACAACAAAAGGCAACAGACCUGUGGCUUCCACCCCAGUACCUGGAUCCCCCUGGUGCGUGGUCUGGACAGGCGACGACCGAGUUUUCUUCUUCAACCCGACAAUGCAGCUUUCUGUCUGGGAAAAACCGGUGGACCUGAAAAACCGCGGGGACCUCAAGAGGAUCAUUGAGGACCCACCCCACAAGCGCAAGCUGGAGGCCUCAGCAACCGACAGCAGUGAUGGAUCCAGUUCAGAAGAUGGCAGGGAAGAGCAAAAUGUGAAAACCAAGAGGAAUCGGAUGGAAGGCUGUGAGAGUCCCUGUCUGGAGGAAGCAGAGCAGGAGGACAAAGGCGCACGGACACCGCCCCCUAAGAUUCUCCUGCCCCUGGAGGAGCGCGCAACCCAUUUCCGAGACAUGCUCCUGGAAAGAGGGGUGUCAGCAUUUUCUACUUGGGAGAAAGAAUUACACAAAAUUGUCUUUGACCCACGCUAUCUCCUGCUAAACUCUGAGGAAAGAAAACAGAUAUUUGAACAGUUUGUCAAGACAAGAAUAAAAGAAGAAUACAAGGAAAAGAAAAGUAAAUUGCUGCUAGCCAAAGAAGAAUUCAAAAAACUUCUAGAAGAAUCUAAAGUGUCACCCAAGACCACGUUUAAAGAGUUUGCUGAGAAGUAUGGCCGGGAUCAGAGAUUUCGACUUGUUCAAAAAAGAAAAGACCAGGAACAUUUUUUCAACCAAUUCAUACUUAUUCUUAAGAAACGGGACAAGGAAAACAGACUAAGGCUACGGAAAAUGAGAUGAGUCUGUGAAAAGUGCAAUACGCCGUGUGGGGCAGCUGAGAGUGCAGCUAGGGAAGAUUACAGAGGCAGCAGGCAAGGUCUCUCUGGCAGAGCUGAGGCAGGCUGGGGCGCUGCGGGUAUUUUGUUCUCAGAGGAUUACUGUUUCAUAUUGAAGCUCUCUCUUUUGUACAACGUUCAGAGUUUGAUGCAUUUCUAAUUGCCAUGAUAUGUUGAUCCCUUAAUUGUUUUAAUUAUGCAAAUUACUUGUAAUAUACAUAAAUUAUAAAUCCACUGCAGGUUUGUAACUAAGCAGAACCAGGCACCAUCUAUAAUGAUCUCAAAGCAUUUUCAUCACUCAAAAGGAUUAUCUCAAACUUCUCUGAAACAUUUGCGAGUUACUUCAUUUCUGCAGGAUUUCUGUGGUGUUGAGGAACUCUUAACUCCAGUGUCCCUAGGUCUCAGUCUCGUUUUCUGAGUAGUAGCAAUAGGGUUUUAUCAUUCAUCAUAGUGACAAGCAGAUAUUUGACACAUGGACCAUGGAUCACCUGCAGGUAGCUAAGGGUGACCUCAUUCACCUGUGAGGGGUAUCCAGGCCAGGAGAAGGAUGCCACAUCGGCCAUCAGAGGUCCUACAUAGAGAAUUAUUUUGUACAAAAUCAUCAUAUUAAUAUUUGAGUUAUUUUUAUUGUAUGCCCAGAGUUUGCAUGAGAUUUUUCUCAUCAUCUUUGUAUAAAAAUUUUAAAUUUUUUUAAUUAAUAAAUAUUUUAAACCAGUA